Messenger RNA from Acanthisitta chloris (rifleman), 1331 nucleotides. RefSeq names its product calcium/calmodulin-dependent protein kinase kinase 2, beta (gene CAMKK2). NCBI's taxonomy places the organism in Eukaryota, Metazoa, Chordata, Aves, Passeriformes, Acanthisittidae. The annotation marks the transcript as partial. Gene Ontology annotation, molecular function: protein kinase activity; ATP binding. The transcript has 14 exons. Gene Ontology annotation, biological process: protein phosphorylation; CAMKK-AMPK signaling cascade; activation of protein kinase activity. The record is from RefSeq and is a predicted model, not a curated record.
GAGAGCAAAUGGCUCGUGUCAGACCUCCCCUCUCUCUCCCCACAGGACUGUGUGCAGCUCAAUCAGUACAAGCUGAAGGAUGAGAUUGGGAAGGGCUCCUACGGGGUGGUGAAACUGGCCUACAACGAGGACGAUAACACCUACUAUGCAAUGAAGGUUCUCUCCAAAAAGAAGCUGAUGAGACAGGCAGGCUUCCCCCGCCGCCCACCUCCUCGAGGGGCCAAAGCUGCCUCCGAGGGCUGCCUGCAGCCCAGAGGGCCUAUUGAACAGGUCUACCAGGAGAUUGCCAUCCUGAAGAAGCUGGACCACCCCAAUGUGGUGAAACUGGUGGAGGUUCUGGAUGACCCCAGUGAGGAUCACCUGUACAUGGUGUUUGAACUGGUGAAGCAGGGCCCUGUGAUGGAAAUCCCAACCCUGAAACCUCUCAGUGAGGACCAGGCUCGGUUCUACUUCCAGGAUCUGAUCAAGGGCAUUGAAUACUUGCACUAUCAGAAGAUAAUCCAUCGGGAUAUUAAACCCUCUAACCUCCUUGUGGGGGAAGAUGGGCACGUCAAGAUCGCUGACUUUGGAGUGAGCAACGAGUUCAAGGGAGCUGAUGCCCUCUUAACCAACACAGUGGGCACUCCUGCCUUCAUGGCCCCGGAGACACUUUCAGAAACCAGGAAAAUCUUCUCUGGGAAGGCUUUGGAUGUCUGGGCCAUGGGGAUCACACUGUACUGCUUCGUGUUUGGGCAGUGCCCUUUUAUGGAUGAAAGGAUCCUGAGUUUACACAAUAAAAUCAAGACCCAAACACUGGAGUUCCCAGACCAGCCGGAAGUUACAGACUUCUUGAAGGAUUUGAUUACAAGGAUGUUGGAUAAAAAUCCUGAAUCUAGGAUUUCAGUCCCAGAAAUCAAGUUGCACCCUUGGGUCACCAAGAACGGAGCGGAGCUGCUGCCCACAGAGGAUGAGAACUGCACCCUCAUUGAGGUGACGGAGGAGGAGGUGGAGAAUUCAGUCAAACACAUCCCCAGCCUGGCCACAGUGAUCUUGGUUAAAACGAUGAUCCGGAAGAGAUCCUUUGGGAACCCGUUCGAGGGGAGCAAGAAGGAGGAGAGGUCGUUGUCUGCCCCUGGGAACCUGCUGCCGAAACAAGGCAGUGAAGAUAAUCUGAAAUGCAACGACUUGCCCAAUGUGGGAGAGGAGGAACUUCUUUUGUGAACAUUGACUUUAUGUUCUGUUGAGCAACUCAGUCCAGGGCACGUUGUAAUGUGUGCAGCUGGGGAUGAGCAACGUUAACAGAACCCGCAGCAAACACAGCAUGACACGGCACUAUCUCGGUAUAAUGCUGG